AGCUGUAUCUUGUCUGUACCUGACUGAGCCCUUCCUGAGUUUCUUCGUUCCUCUCGAGAAUUGAAUGGGAUAUUGACGCCAUGGUAACGCGGAACGGGGUGUAUCUCGCUGGCGUGAUCGUUUCGAUUGUGGCCUUGGCCCUGACAAUCUCAUCCAUCGCCUCCCCGAGAUGGAUCUCGUACAGGGUAUUGGACCCGGCGGGCGGUAUUGUCGUCGACGCCAGCAUCGGCCUGCACCAGCGAUGCAAGUGGUCGGCUGGGGCGUCGUCGAGCAGAACCUGCGGGCCCUUCCCUGGCGAUGCGUCCUGCGACGGCGGCCGAGCGUCCUUCUGUUCCAUGUGGCGCACCGCGGGCUUUCUCAUGAACUUUGCUGUGGCUGCUGAGCUGGCCACCAUCGCCGGCUUCGUCCUCGUCAGCCGAAACGCAAGAGUCAAACGCCAUGGCGGGUGGAAGAUAUUGGGGUUUAUGUUGGUCGUUGUGGCAGCGGCUCAGUUUUUGAGUAUGGCUGUUGUGGUGAGUCAUGCAUAUCUCUUUGACCAUGACGACCUCUUUCUGGUGCCGGGGUAUUACCUGGACUCGUCGUGGUAUUUGUGCCUGUCUAGUGCGAUCAUCGCACUGCUGUGCGCAUUCGGACUGGCCAUCGCGGCUUAUGCGUUGCCUCCAGAGGAUGGAUACCAGUUCUUGCACGAUUCGAGUGAUGUCUAGGGUAACGAUGGGUGUAUGUUGGGCUGAGUCCUGUGCCCCCUAUAGCUGUUAGUGUACAGUGGCAUAUUGCAUGUACUCACU
This is a messenger RNA of Canariomyces notabilis, 785 nucleotides long. RefSeq lists its product as uncharacterized. The coding region runs from base 81 to 704 and encodes 207 amino acids. The record is from RefSeq and is a predicted model, not a curated record. The transcript has 3 exons. NCBI's taxonomy places the organism in Eukaryota, Fungi, Ascomycota, Sordariomycetes, Sordariales, Chaetomiaceae.